Molecule: messenger RNA, 2397 nt
Organism: Closterium sp. Naga37s-1
Lineage: Eukaryota; Viridiplantae; Streptophyta; Zygnematophyceae; Desmidiales; Closteriaceae
Source: the annotation of a GenBank genome assembly
AUGAGCCCAAGGCCAUCUUUAUGUAAGGACCGCAGCCCGGAACCUCCGCGGCUGGCGGGAGUUGCGCCGACCUUCCCCCUGAAGCCCAGGAGUCCCGCGAGGAAGGGGAAAGAGCCAAAGAAGCGCAACGAGCGCGCGGGGAAGGGCUUCAAGGGCGGCCCGCAGAACGCGCUGUUCGCGUUCCGCGGAGUGCGGCAGCGCAGCUGGGGGAAGUGGGUGGCGGAGAUCCGCGAGCCGCGCAGCAAGCGCCGCCUGUGGUUGGGGUCGUUUCCGCGCGCGGCGGACGCGGCGAUGGCGUAUGACGUCGCAGCAAGGCGACUGUACGGCUCUGGCGCGAAGCUCAACUUUCAGCAGGCAGCAAAUGCGACUGGCGCCAGUGGCGGCGAUGUCGCUUGCAGCAGCGGCAGCGGCGGCGGCGGCGGCGGCAGCAGCGGCGGUGGCGACGGUGCUGCUAGACUACUGUAUGGGUCUGGUGGUGAUGCGGAGUCAAAUCUCGCUGCAGAUGCAACGAAUGGGGACAAUGUAGCCUGUACUACUACCAGCAGCCGUGACGAUCCCCAUGCUACUGCUGCCGCCGCCGCUGCUGGUGAUGCUGGUGCUGCUGCUGCUGCUGCUGCUGCUGGUGCUGCUACUGUUGGUGCUACUGGUGUGCAACGUUCGAUUGAUGCUGCCACUCUCGCAGCUAUGCUCGACAGCUCACUGCUAACAUCCCCAUUUCUCCCACACGUGGCAUCGACUGUUGCGAUGAGUCUCAACAACACACAUGUGCCUCGCACCACGUCCCCAUGGCUUGAAACACACAUGACACCGAUUUUCGAGACGACUCAAAAAUCGUUCCUAUGGCCGCCGCACGUGGCAACACCAAUAAUACCAUCAUCCAUACCAUUAACCACACUCCCCACCAUACCAUCAACCGUGUCACCACACAUGUGGACAUCCAGACCAUCCCAGAUGCCUUCACCCAUGCCUGCACCGUAUUCUGCUUCUCUUCUUGCCUCCCAUCCUGCUUCUCUUCUUGCCUCUCAUCCCAACACCUUCUCACUGCCUCGGUCCACUCCUCCUCCUAUCCGGGGUUCUCCCAACACCCCCCUGUCAUUCCCACCGCCUUCGCGCUUUGCAUUCCCACAGUCACACAUGCGAAUGCCAGCACAGAACCAGCGCCAACGGUUGAUACAGACGCUACAGCACCCACAGGUGUUAUCCCAGGCGCUACAGCACCCACAGGCGCUACAGCAACAGCAGCUGCUUUCACAUGAGCUGCAACGGCCACAGGUGCUCUUCCACGCGCUACAGCACCCAACAGCGCUACAACAGCAACUGCAGGCGCUACAGCACCCUCAGUCGCUACAGCACCCGCAGGUUCGACAGCCACCACACGUGCUACAACCGCCAGAGGUGUUUUCACACAUGCUGCAACAGCCACAGGUCCCCUCCCACACGCUACAGCAGCCAGAGUUUCUAUCAGCGCCGCUACAACCGCCACAAGACUUGAUGCGGAUGUUACAGCCGUCCACCGAAAUGGCUGGACUCACGGAAAGCGGAGCUGGGGCACUUCGGGACCCGCCAAAUAUUAUGUUGCCGGCACAGCCGCUACAGCUGACACAGACGCUGCCACAGCCAUUGGCACAGGUGAUACUACAACCGCCUCAGUCACGGGCACAUGCGCUACAGCCGUCACAGCUGCUGGCAGGGGCGCUACAACCACCGCUAUUGCAGGCACAGUCUCAACAACAAGCACCUAUUUAUUCAUCACAAAAAGCGCUACAGCCGCCACAGCUGUCGGCACAUGUGCUACAGCCAUCACUGCUGCCCCACAUGCCAGAGCCUCCACAGGCGCUACAACUGCCACAGCUGCCGCCACAGGCGCCAUCACUCCCCAUGGGGUUGCCGAUAUCACCGGGCUAUCAGGACUUGCUGAUUGGCCAAGAGAUUGCGCGCCUGUUGGGGAACCCACAAGUGGAAAGCAUGACCGGGCGUCAAGAGAAGGCUGGUAUGCUGCUGGGUGGUUCGCGUACGGCCCAGAUUCAAGGGCAGUCAGGCCUGCUGCUGCCUGGUGACCUGAGCGCGGUCAGGCCAAUCAGGGUUGGAGAUUCGAGGCAGCAGCAGCAGGAUGUGCAUCAGAAAGGGAUGGGAAUGCAGGGAGGUUUAGGCCGGGAGGAGCGAGUUUGGGAGCAUGAAAGGCUGCUGCUGAAGGAAGAUGAGAUGCUGUUGAGGGAGCAUGAGAAGGUGAUGCAAGAGGUGCUGCUUUUUCAGGAAACCUCAAGUCACGAGACGGAUUUUCCCGCAGCUCAAAACGUGCAGCAAGGAGCAAGCCUACAGGACAUUCUACGAGAGCACGAGAUGAAGGUGGUACAAGAGGCCGGACAGGCUCAGGUUCGGCACUCCCGAGCCUACUAG